CUGCUCAUCUACAGAGUUUUCCCGCGGUGUUCGAAGCUUGUGCUGAAGGCCCUGCACGCUGCUCUCCUCUUGUCAAGUCUAGUCAUUGGAGCAGUCGGUCUGCGCGCAGCCUACAGUCCCCUCCACGGCCAGCCGUAUAGCCUGCACAGCUGGCUCGGAAUCAUCGUCUUCACCCUCUACGGCCUGCAGGUUCUUGACCAUUUUGUGCCCAGGAAUUUGCUAUUUUUCUUCUCGGAAAAACGGGAGAAGAGUCCUUGCAGAUAG
Molecule: messenger RNA, 264 nt
Organism: Dibothriocephalus latus
Lineage: Eukaryota; Metazoa; Platyhelminthes; Cestoda; Diphyllobothriidea; Diphyllobothriidae
Source: the annotation of a GenBank genome assembly